AUGCAUUUAGGCAUCGUGAGUCCACGUCAAAAACUUAAACAAUUAAAUUUUUUACUUUGGGAUUUAAUUUUUUUCCUGAUUAAUCAGAAAAAUUUAUUGGUUACCUUAUUUAAGGUUCCUGGUCAUAGUAACAAUCUUUACAACGAUGAAGCAGAUACUUUAGCUAAAGCUGGUGCUCAUAUAAGAGAACCGAUCAUAAUUAACCACAAAUUUUUUGCCCACCAAAGUUUAGGCUUUGCUUCUUGGAAUCGCUUACACGUUAUUGAUCGUAACGUUAGAAAGUGGGCUGAUAACGUAAUACAACCAUUAAUUUUUAAUUCGAUGAUUAACAACAAAGCUCUCAUCCCUAUUAAAAAACAAAUUUUGGAUGGAGAGAUAGAUUGGACUUUUACUAGAGAAUGGUUGAAUUAUAAUAAUUCUGAUGCUCCUUCCGCUUAUGAUUUAUACGAUAUUAUUAUUGAAAAUAGUACUGGUACAUCUUUUGCUUUGAGAGAGACUAUUGAAAGUUCACCUUUAUUUAACAUUACUUUUCCGGGUGCAUUAUCACAAACACAUCCUGGUUAUUUACUUAUUCACCAUUUGGUCCCGAGUGAUCUCACUAUAAUAUUUUAUAAUUAUAUCAAAGACAAAAAAUUACGAUUCUCUAUUUUUAUUAAAUUUUUCACAAUUUUAAUGCAGAAAAUUGAUACUCAUAUUUGGGCUAAACGUUCUUCCCUUAUAAAAUGUUGGGAGCCAGAUGAUACAAUAAAUAAUGAUGUACCACGACGAAGUUAUACGCAUCGUCGCAUCACUGCGACUCCUUAUUUCAGGGAAGGUGGAUUUUAUGAUAAUCACGCCCAUAUUCGUUGGACGUCAAGUAAUUUUUUACAUUCAGCACAUUGGACCGAAAUGUUUUAG
This is a messenger RNA of Rhizophagus irregularis DAOM 181602=DAOM 197198, 897 nucleotides long. RefSeq lists its product as uncharacterized. The record is from RefSeq and is a predicted model, not a curated record. Lineage: Eukaryota; Fungi; Glomeromycota; Glomeromycetes; Glomerales; Glomeraceae.